Messenger RNA from Cladophialophora psammophila CBS 110553, 1614 nucleotides. Its product is annotated as isocitrate lyase. The record is from RefSeq and is a predicted model, not a curated record. Gene Ontology annotation, biological process: carboxylic acid metabolic process. The coding region runs from base 1 to 1614 and encodes 537 amino acids. The transcript is spliced from 3 exons. NCBI's taxonomy places the organism in Eukaryota, Fungi, Ascomycota, Eurotiomycetes, Chaetothyriales, Herpotrichiellaceae. Gene Ontology annotation, molecular function: isocitrate lyase activity.
AUGUCGCCUCUCGACCAGGAAGAGCAGCAAUACCUGCAGGACGUAGAAGCCGUCAAGAAGUGGUGGACUGACUCUAGAUGGCGAUAUACCAAACGACCCUACACAGCCGAGCAGAUUGUGCAGAAGCGAGGCACCAUCAAGAUCCAAUACCCCAGCAAUGACCAAGCCAAAAAGCUGUGGAAGAUUAUUGAGCAUCGCUUUGCGACCAAGACCGCCUCCGCCACCUAUGGCUGUCUGGAGCCAACCAUGCUGACCCAGAUGAACAAGUACCUGGACACCGUCUAUGUCUCGGGCUGGCAAUCCUCAUCCACCGCUUCCUCCACCGACGAGCCUUCUCCCGAUCUGGCCGAUUACCCCAUGAACACCGUUCCCAACAAGGUCCAGCACCUGUUCAUGGCCCAGCUGUUCCACGACCGCAAGCAACGAGAAGAGCGUCUUACCACACCCAAAGACAAGCGAGGCUCGGUAGCCAACGUGGAUUAUCUGCGGCCCAUCAUUGCCGAUGCAGACACCGGCCAUGGAGGUCUCACGGCCGUCAUGAAGCUCACCAAGCUGUUUGUCGAAAAAGGCGCCGCGGGCAUACACAUCGAGGACCAAGCUCCAGGCACCAAGAAAUGCGGCCACAUGGCUGGCAAAGUGCUCGUCCCCAUCUCCGAGCACAUCAAUCGUCUCGUGGCCAUCCGCGCCCAGGCCGACAUUAUGGGCGUCGACUUGCUCGCCGUGGCUCGUACCGACUCCGAGGCUGCCACCUUGAUCACCACGACAAUUGACUACCGUGACCACCCCUUCAUCCUGGGAUCUACAAACGCCAAUCUUCAGCCACUCAACGAUCUCAUGGUCGCAGCCGAACAAGCCGGCAGGAACGGGGAUGAGCUCCAAGCGAUCGAAGACAGUUGGAUCGCUCAGGCUGGCAUCAAGUCGUUUGACGAGGCCGUAAUCGACUCCAUCAACGCGGGUGUCCACGUGGAAAAGGCAGCUCUCAUCGAGAAAUACAAGGCCGCCUCCAAGGGCAAAUCCAACAGCGAAUGCCGCGCCAUUGCCAAGGGCUUGACCGGUGUGGAUAUCUACUGGAACUGGGACUCCCCCCGGACAAGGGAAGGGUUCUAUAGGUAUCAAGGUGGAUGCCAAUGCGCGGUGAACAGGGCGAUUGCCUAUGCGCCGUAUGCGGAUAUGAUUUGGAUGGAAAGCAAGUUGCCGGAUUAUGCCCAGGCCAAGGAGUUCGCCGAGGGCGUGCACGCCGUGUGGCCGGAGCAGAAGCUCGCAUACAACCUCUCUCCGUCCUUCAACUGGAAACGCGCCAUGUCCUCCUCGGACCAAGAGACAUACAUCCAGCGCCUUGCCGAACUGGGUUAUUGCUGGCAAUUCAUCACCCUAGCCGGCCUGCACUCGACCGCCCUCAUCUCCGACACCUUCGCCAAGGCCUUCGCCAAGCGCGGUAUGCGCGCCUACGGCGAGCUCAUCCAGGAGCCCGAAAUGGAGAACAAGGUCGACGUGGUGACACACCAGAAGUGGAGCGGCGCCAACUACGUCGACAACAUGCUCAAGAUGGUCACCGGCGGAGUCAGUAGUACUAGUGCCAUGGGCAAGGGCGUGACAGAGACGCAGUUCCAUUGA